AUGAAGGCUCACAGCAUUCUUGUGUAUGCGAGUUGGCUUGUGUACGCGCCGUCAGCACUUGCGUCGCGCGACCAGGUUGUCCUUAAGGAUCCAGCCGCCACCAGAGCCACGAAGAAUGUUGCUAUCAUAGGUGAAGCUCUCGAGUAUGCCGGCUCAUCAACAGCAUAUUUCCUGCAGAAAUACAGUCAGGAGCGAGGCAUACCCCUCAACAUCACAGUGUACGAACGUGACGGUCACAUAGGUGGUCGUUCAAUAACAGUCGGUGUAUAUGGAGACGAACAAAAUCCGGUCGAGCUCGGUGCAUCCAUCUUUGUUGAGGUGAACCACAAUCUCAUGAAUGCUGCUAAAGAAUUCAAUCUGUCGACCUCCGGCAUUCGUGAACUCAGCACAGAAGGACCAGUGUUGGGAAUAUGGAAUGGAAAAGACUUUGUUUACACGCAGAAUUCUGGUGGAAGCUGGUGGGAUACUGCAAAGCUUUUCUGGAAAUACGGCCUUGCACCUCUCAAGACUGUGAAGUUGAUGAAGGCUACCGUUGGGAAGUUUCUCAAGAUGUACGAAGAGCCAUAUUUCCCAUGGAAAUCAUUAUCGCACGUGGCCUAUGAACUCGGACUGACGGCUGUCACCGCCUCCACUGGUGAACAGUUUCUUGAUCAAAACGGAAUCGGCAAACUGUUCGCUCAGGAUAUCAUACAGGCGAGCACACGGGUUAACUACGCACAAAAUCUACCCCUCAUACAUGGACUGGAGGCGAUGGUCUGCAUGGCCACUGACGGAGCACAAGCAAUCGAAGGCGGCAACUGGCGAAUAUUCUCGAACAUGCUCGCAGCCUCUCAAGCAACAGUUCUUCUCAACCGCACAGUCAGCAAGGUUGAGAGGCAGGAGGAUGCUACAUAUAUGAUAUCGACAAAGGGAACGGAGUCAUCAGUAACACUCGACCAUCAGACGUUUGACGAGGUUGUGCUGGCAGGACCAUAUCAAUACUCGAGGAUCGAUUUUGAGCCCGAGCCUCGUCACCUGCCAGACUCGAUUCCUUAUGUACAGUUGCAUGUCACACUGUUCACAUCAAAACACAAGCUAUCGCCACGAGCCUUCAAUCUAUCGUCAGACGAAGUGGUUCCUCAAGUGGUUCUGACUACCCUCCCUCCAGGCGAACACCACGGCAGUGAUCCAGCAGGAGUGGGAUCACCUGGUUUCUUCAGUAUCUCACUUUUGCGUCCGAGCAUGGACACUCGUGAAGGUAAAGAUGAGCUGGAGUACCUGUACAAAGUUUUCUCGCCCACCCCUCUCAAUGAGACAUUCAUGGCCAACAUCCUGGGUCUGGCUGAAAACAGGACUAUAAGCAACGCGGAUGUCAGUUGGAUGUACCGGAAGGUGUGGAACAGCUAUCCAUAUGAGUAUCCGCGAGUAACUUUCGAAGAGCUCCAGCUGGACGACGGGCUUUGGUAUACGGCAGGUAUUGAGAGCUUCAUCAGUACAAUGGAAACAAGCAGCCUGAUGGGCAAGAAUAUUGCCAGGUUGAUGGUGGAUGCUUGGGAAGGUUAG
Messenger RNA from Aureobasidium musti, 1542 nucleotides. The record is from the annotation of a GenBank genome assembly. NCBI's taxonomy places the organism in Eukaryota, Fungi, Ascomycota, Dothideomycetes, Dothideales, Saccotheciaceae.